AUGAGACGUCAAGCAAACAACAUGAGUUUUCCAACUGUGCCACUCUUCAACCAAAAGAAACGAGCUCGUGUCCCGUUGACAUCAGCUCCUCCUGCAAAUGAAUCUUACAGCUUUAAUGACUACAAUGCAGAUGUACCUCACACAGCUCCAGGCACACUUGGAUUUUAUCACUCACCUGAAACCAGAAAGAAUUUUCAUCAAGAGCAGAAGGUUCAUCAGUCCAUGAUGCACCAACAAAGGCAGUACAGCGGCACAGGUCCCAGAGCUGCUGCCACUUCGAGCCAGUAUGGCCCUCUGCCUCAUCCUUACAAAGCAGUAAACACAAACACAAAAAUGGAGCAAACCAACUUCACCAUGAGACAAAAAGAUGUUGGCGCUGGAGAAAACUCACAAUUUAACACUUAUCAACCUCGUAACAACCGCAGUGGACCAUCGCCCCGCCAGCCUCCCCCAGCACAAGCAGCUUCCCAGCUCACCCAACCCAAAAGCCAGCAACAGUCUAAAGCUUGGAACCUUACCAACAGCUUUGGACCUCAGCCCGCAGUGCUGAAAAAGGCCACAAAGCCGGUCACUCCAAACAUUCAAGUGAAGGCACAACCAAAAUUUCAAAUGAGAUCAACAAAUGAGGUGUCUCUGAGGAUUCUUACGGCAGUUAUUGAUGGAAUGAGACACUGGAGCCAGUUUAAAGACAAAGUUCCAUUUUUAUUUGAGAUAUUUGCCACUCUAGACUCCGCAGUGACAUUGGGGCCGCAUGGAGCAAAGAAUUUCAUCAUACGAGACGGAAAGGAAGUUGUUCAAUGUGUCUACUAUGAAAAUGAGAAAGAACUGCCUCGCCUCAUUCGUGGUCAAGUCCAUCGUUGUGUCGGUAACUAUGACCGCACCAGAAAUGUCCUUGUGUGCGUCUCCAUCCGCCCAGCGCUGCCUUCGGAGCUGAGGAAUUCACAAGAGGCUGUCAGAGUCUGUGAUGCAGAAAUGAGGGUGCUGGUCAAGCAUUUCAGUGAAGUCUAG
This is a messenger RNA of Knipowitschia caucasica, 1008 nucleotides long. Lineage: Eukaryota; Metazoa; Chordata; Actinopteri; Gobiiformes; Gobiidae. The record is from the annotation of a GenBank genome assembly.